Molecule: messenger RNA, 1453 nt
Organism: Gossypium raimondii (Peruvian cotton)
Lineage: Eukaryota; Viridiplantae; Streptophyta; Magnoliopsida; Malvales; Malvaceae
Exons: 4
Coding region: 181-1257 (358 amino acids)
Cellular component (GO): chloroplast
Source: RefSeq, a predicted model, not a curated record
GUGAUUGCAACUAAAAUGAACAAAACGUCUUGUUUUAUACUGAAUUCUCCCCUUUCUCACCUAACUCUUGUUUGAUUGCUUUCUUUGUUUCAAUUAAAUUAUCUCCCAAUUUUUCUUUUUUAGUUUUCUUUAUUUUUCCUCUCCUUGAUCGUUGUUAGCUGCAAAAAGGUUACGUCAGAAAUGGAUUUUUUCUUCAGAGGCCUAAAUGAGGAAUUUUCAUCUUCCCAAAUGGACAUUCUUAGAUGUCCAUUUUUGAGAAACAUUAACGAGCCAACUAACUUUUCCUUCUCGUCUGCCUUGCCUUUUCCCAUGCCGGUACGAGGAGCCAAAGGUCCAAUAUUUGAAGAUGGACCCAAUUUCGACAUGGCAUUCAGGCUUUUCCAUGGACGUGACGGAGUAGUUCCGCUAUCUGGACAAUCAUCCUUGCGUAUUGAGAAAGCUGAGACCGAAACAGCCCCACCAAAGUUCAAUCCUUUGGCUGCAAAGGCAGCCACCAUUAGUCUCUCAUCCUUUGGACCGGGAGGGCCUUUCAGUUUUGAUGCAUUUUCUAAUAAGUGGAACAAUCAGAAAGGAAAAGGGAAAGGAAAAUCGUCCAAGAAAGAGUCUUCUUCACAGGGUGGAAAAUCGAAUCAUGAAGCUAUGGGCAAUGAAUGGCUGCAAAACGGGAACUGUCCGAUUGCAAAGUCGUAUAGGGCGGUCAGCGGUGUUUUGCCACUAGUUGCGAAAGUUUUGCAGCCGCCACCGGGGAUGAAAUACAGGUGCCCACCUGCAGUUGUUGCAGCCCGGGCAGCACUAGCACAAACCGCAUUUGCCAAGAAUCUCCGCCCACAAUCCUUACCCACAAAAGUACUGGUGAUCGGGGUGUUAGGCAUGGCGGCAAAUGUUCCGUUAGGGAUAUGGCGGGAACACACUGAAAAAUUCUCACCAUCUUGGUUUGUGGCUAUCCAUGCAGCUGUUCCAUUCAUAGCCAUGCUCCGGAAAUCAGUGUUGAUGCCAAAGACAGCUAUGGCAUUUACCAUUGCAGCGUCCGUAUUAGGACAGGUUAUCGGAUCUAGGGCCGAACGAUAUCGAUUGAAAGCAGUAGCAGCAAAGCGAUUAGGUAUGGUGGAAUCAUCGGUUUCUGUGGGUGGUGCGAACCAGUUGGACAUCGUUGCAGUUAAGAACAGUGAUUGCAGGAAAGAUGUGGCGGAAUGGGAGCCAGUUUCCAUACAGGUUGCAAUGGCAGGGCCGCCUUCAUCCACAGAUGUGUAUUGCUAAUAAUAUCUUUAAAGAGACUGCCGUUUCUGCAUAAGAGAGUAAUCCUUGAUGUGUUUAAACAGAGAAGUCCAAAGUCGUGGACCGUUUGUUUCUAUUUAUGUUUUGUAGUGUUCCUUUGUUGAACCCAGACAUCAAUGUUUUUGUUUUGGCAAAAAUCAUGGACUUAAUAAAAGAUGCAGAAACCCAAAUUUCUUCA